AAUGCAGCUGUGCAAGCAAGACUCUGCUGGGACUGAAGGAGCAGGAAAAGGUUCAUCUUCGAUUUGAAGAUAAAUUAACUUGGUUCAAAUGGUCGCGUAAGGCAAUUUAAACACCGCCUACCAGUGGAAAUCGAAACCUAUCUGAGUAAUAAAAGCGUAUUAUGUAGUAAUCUCCGCGCUUUUACGGCAGAAGAGCACAGGAAAAGUUCCCGCAGCUCCGAAACCCCCAGGCUCGGAUUUGGAAGAAUGUCUUUCUAUCAGCAGACACCUUACCACAACCCGGUGGUGCCUUUCACCGGCUCCAUCCAAGGUGGGCUGCAGGAGGGGAAGAUCAUCACCAUCACUGGCCGUGUGCAGCCUGGAGUGGACAGGUUCCACAUUAACUUGCAGUGUGGCUCCAAGCCCGGCGGUGACAUUGCUCUCCACAUUAACCCGCGGUACGAAAGUCACCCCAGUAUUGUGGUCACCAACACCCUCCAGUAUGGUCAGUGGGGAUCUGAAGAGAGGAAGCAAAACUCUCCAUUUGCAGUGGGCGCCACCUUCAGCCUCAUGAUCACAGUCAAGCCUGAUGCCUACCAGCUGAGCGUCAAUGGCGGCCACUUCAUGGACUACAGACAUCGGAUCCCGUACAACAUGGUGGACACAAUCUCAGUGUCAGGCAAAGUGGAGAUUUUCUCCAUCGCCUUCCAGAACGCAGCUAUGCCUGGAUUUCCUGCACAUCCAGGCUUUCCCCCGCAGCCAGGGUUCCCUUCUUUUCCAGGGUUCCCUGCACAGCCAGGGUUCCCCGCACAACCAGGGUUCCCAGCGCAACCAGGGUUCCCAGCGCAACCAGCGUUCCCAGCACAACCAGCAAUGCCAGCUGUUCCCUACAAGGGGAUCAUCAGUGGGGGACUUCAACCCGGCAGGACCAUCACAAUCCAGGGGCUGAUUAGUCCAAAUGCCACAAGGUUCCAUGUGAAUUUCAGUUUUCACUCUGGCAUUGCUUUUCAUUACAAUCCACGUUUCUCGGAGAACACUGUGGUGCGAAACUCGAAGCUGGGAGGGCAGUGGGGGGGUGAGGAGCGCGGUGGAGGAAUGCCCUUCCAUCGGGGACAGUCAUUCACGCUGACCAUUUGCUGUGAGGCUCAUUCCUACAGGGUUGUGGUCAAUGGGAAACAGAUUCAUAUGUUCAGACACCGUCACACCCACCUCCAACAGAUUGACAUCCUGGAGAUUGAAGGGGAUGUCAGUUUGACCUCUGUCCUAUUGUAGAGCCCUCCCUCGCUGGAGCUCCACGACCUGCAUCCUGUAUCAGUGAAGUCUUUAUAGAACUCACUGUUUCUCACCGCUUGAUCUGUUUUUAUAAGUAAUUAUGCCAUGGUGAUCCGUUACUUUGGACGCCUGACUUUGCUGUGAGAGCUCCAGUUUGUCCAUCUUGCAGUAAUUCCCGUCUUGAGAAUUUUAAUUGCUCAUGAUCCUGUGCAAACAAUGGCUAAUGAUGUAAUCAGAUGUGCUGAGUUAUUGAUCAUGUAUGUGUCGGUCAGUUUGGAUUUUAGGCUCUUCAGUAUGCUGCUGCCCAAUGCACUGCUUUUGACUGACAGAAGGAUUGUUUCAGUGUUUUGUGAAAUUAAAAUA
This is a messenger RNA of Myripristis murdjan (pinecone soldierfish), 1614 nucleotides long. Its product is annotated as galectin-9-like. Gene Ontology annotation, biological process: negative regulation of type II interferon production; positive regulation of gene expression; negative regulation of CD4-positive, alpha-beta T cell proliferation. The record is from RefSeq and is a predicted model, not a curated record. The transcript is spliced from 8 exons. NCBI's taxonomy places the organism in Eukaryota, Metazoa, Chordata, Actinopteri, Holocentriformes, Holocentridae. Gene Ontology annotation, cellular component: nucleus; cytosol. Bases 247 to 1251 code for a protein of 334 amino acids. Gene Ontology annotation, molecular function: carbohydrate binding; galactoside binding.